CCUCAAUCAAAAGUUCCCUUACCCAGACGAAACAAAUCCACUAUGGAGCGCAUCUGUGCCGAGUGCGCCCGCGCCCUUCCACGGACCUCUUACACUGGCAACCAGUGGUCCAAAGGAGAAGGGCUGUCUCGAUGCGCGGCAUGCGUGCAUGGCCACUACUCCGACACUCCCGCAGCUGCGCAGUCCGAUAGCGGCCGUUACAAUAGAUCCAGCCGCGCAACGUUCACGGAUGAUGCUUUGAACAACCCUUUUGCCGAGGGCGCCUUCCGCUGGGUUGCCAAAGGCAGAUACACCAGGGGCGAGCGCCAGGGCCAGGCCUGCGUGGCGAAGUGGUUCAAGACGGGCGUCGUGUUCGAAAGCGACUACUUCACACUCGACAUCAAGGCGAUCGACAAGGCCCUCGAGAUCGUCAACCGCUUCAACGAGCUCGGCAUUGUUAACAAGCCCGUCAAGAUCAACGUGCCGGAGGUCUGGACCUUUGACGAGGAUGCGGCUUACGAAUGGGCUGGCGCGAAAGUUCUGUGCGAACCCUUCAUUCAAAAUUACCAGAAGUUCAACAGCAACAGCGGGUGGAACGACGACUCGCGAGCAUGGGGUGAGGUGAUGCAGGCACUGAGCCACUUCAGCUACCACAUCACCGGCGGCAACCACGUUCUCUGCGACCUGCAGGGCGGAAUCUACCAGUAUAGCGUAGUCCUGUCCGACCCCGUCAUCUUGUCCCGUACCCGCCAGUACGGGGUGACCGAUCUCGGCCCACCCGGCAUCAGCUCAUUCUUCAGCCAGCAUUCUUGCAACAGAUACUGCCGCCCCAAUUGGACCCAACCUGCCAACCCACGGCAAUACUUCACUCCGGUCCGCGGCACCACCAUGAUCGGUCGGUCCGUGUCGACCGCCUUUUCGAGACCCCGCAACACUUACUAUUAUGGCUGAAAUGCUCAACUUAUGACGGAGCAGUGGCCACAUUGUUCUCUCAAGAGGACGAAACGAGAAAUCCACACAUGUCGUUUUCGCCAAAUCGCAGUC
Thermothielavioides terrestris NRRL 8126 is the source of this 1023-nucleotide messenger RNA. RefSeq lists its product as uncharacterized. Lineage: Eukaryota; Fungi; Ascomycota; Sordariomycetes; Sordariales; Chaetomiaceae. Gene Ontology annotation, biological process: protein phosphorylation. The transcript is spliced from 4 exons. The record is from RefSeq and is a predicted model, not a curated record. Gene Ontology annotation, molecular function: protein serine/threonine kinase activity; ATP binding. The coding region runs from base 43 to 930 and encodes 295 amino acids.